Vicia faba (fava bean) is the source of this 1008-nucleotide messenger RNA. The record is from the annotation of a GenBank genome assembly. NCBI's taxonomy places the organism in Eukaryota, Viridiplantae, Streptophyta, Magnoliopsida, Fabales, Fabaceae.
AUGGGAACCACUCAUACCUCCAAGCCUAACAUUGAUUCAAUAUUAAAUGAACGCAAAGCAUUUGAUGAAACAAAAGCUGGUGUUAAAGGACUUGUUGAUGCUGGGAUUAACAACAUCCCAAGCUUAUUCCAUCAUCAACCUGACAUAUAUCAGAAACCCAACAACACAAACCAUGCUGUUCCUGUCAUAGACCUUGUAGAUGUUAUUGAUAAUAAACAAGAUCCAAGUGUUCACCAAGGGACUGUUGACAGAAUCAAGGAAGCAUGUGAAACUUGGGGUUUUUUUCAGGUUGUUAAUCAUGGAAUUCCUUUGAGUGUUCUUGAGGAGUUAAAAGAUGGUGUUACCAGCUCACCAGCACUCAAUUGGAUUGAUACUUUUAAGUGUUACUUAGAUCCUGAAACUCCCAAACCACAAGAUUUUCCUAUAGUAUGCAGGGAUAUACUGCUAGAAUAUGGUAAACAGAUGAUGAAUCUUGGGACUUUAUUGUUUGAAUUGUUGUCAAAAGCUUUAGGACUGAAUCCGAACCAUCUAAAAGACAUGAAUUGUGCUGAAGGACUAGUUGCUCUUUGCCAUUAUUAUCCACCGUGUCCUCAACCAGAAUUGGCUAUGGGAUUAACCAAGCAUUCUGACAAUGAUUUUCUCACAGUGCUUCUCCAAGAUCAUAUUGGUGGCCUUCAAGUUCUUUAUCAAGAUAAAUGGAUUGAUAUAAAACCUCUCCCUGGGGCUCUCAUAGUUAAUGUUGGAGACCUUUUGCAGCUUAUAACAAAUGACAGAUUCAAGAGUGUAGAGCAUAGAGUACUUGCCAAUCGUGUCGGUCCAAGAAUAUCUGUUGCAUGCUUUUUCUCCACAGGUGUUAGGUCAUCCUCAAAGCUGUAUGGACCUAUGAAGGAACUUUUAUCAGAAGACAAUCCUCCCAAGUACAGAGAAAUUACAGUUGCUGAAUAUGUAGCCUACUUUGAAGCAAAAGGACUAGAUGGUACUUCUGCUCUUACACAUUACAGAAUUUGA